AUGAGGUCCUACCUGUGGAGACUCACUCGUCUGGGCCAGGCUGUUCGAUGGCUCUUGCUUCUGGCCGUGCUGUUCUUCUUCCUCGUUAUCCUUCCCUCCUUUAUUAAGGGGCCUGACACCAAGCCCACCAGACUGUCCCCCUCCCAUGCACAGAGUGCACCCCAGGAUGUCACGCACGGUGCAACCCAGACCCCUGCCAGGGAUGGAGAAGAGACCCGAGCUUCGCACGGGGAGGGUCGCAUCUCCGCUAAGCUCAACGCCGAGGCCCCAGUAACUGAGCCCACGGCUGCGGGCCGCCGACUGGAGUCCCAGCCCAGGUGGGAUUUCGAGGAAAAAUACAGCUUCGACGCGGGCGGCCUGCAGACGAAAUGCCCCGACUCUGUGAAGGUGAGAGCCUCCAAAUCCCUCUGGCUCCGGAAUCUCUUUCUGCCCAACCUCACCCUCUUCCUGGACUCUAGAUGCUUUGGCCAGAGCGAGUGGAGCCGCCUGCAGCACUUCGUGCCUCCCUUUGGCUCCAUGGAGCUCGAUCACUCCUUGGUGCAGAAGGUGGUGACUCGCUUCCCUCCAGGGCCCCAGCAGCAGCUGCUCCUGACCAGCCUCCCUGCUGGGGCCCGGAGCAUCAGCUGCGCCAUGCUGGGCAAUGGGAGCAUCCUGAACAACUCGGGCGUGGGCCACGAGCAGACAGACAGCCAUGACUACGUGUUCCGCCUGAGCGGAGCUGUCACCGAGGGCUAUGAACAGGACGUGGGUGCUCGGACGUCCUUCUAUGGCUUUACUGCCUUCUCUCUGACCCGGUCGCUUGUCAUAUUGGGCCGUCGGGGUUUCCGGCACGUGCCCCUGGGGAAGGACAUCUGCUGCCUGCACUUCCUGGAAGGUGCCUGGGACGAUGAGUGGCUGGAGGCACUGCUCCUGAAUCAGACCCCGGUGAAAAAGAGCCUUUUCUGGUUCAGGCACAGGCCCCAGGAGGCUUUUCGGGAAGACUUGUGAUUGGACAGGUACCUGUUGCUGCGUCCAGACUUCCUCCCAUACGUGAAGAACAGGUUCUUGAGGUCUAAGACCCUGGAUACCGUCCACUGGAGAAUAUACUGCCCCUCCACUGGGGCCCUCCUGCUGCUCAUCGCCCUUCAGCUCUGUGGCCAGGUGAGUGCCUACGGCUUCGUCACCGAGGGCCACCCACGCUUCUCUAACCACUACUGUGACACGUCAUGGAGGAAGACGAUCUUUUACAUCAACCACGACCGCGAGUUAGCGAGAACGCUCUGGAAGCGGCUACAGCUGACGGGAGCCGGGCUGCGUCGCUCCUCAGCCGUUCCCCCGCGGGACCCGCUCCAGGCCGCUCCGGACUUCCGAGGGGACAUUCAUACCAAGGAGGAGGAUGGCCGAGGCCUUGGAGACCUUGGGAAGAUGCCGCAGGUUCUGCUCCUCUCUUAG
Messenger RNA from Pteropus alecto (black flying fox), 1431 nucleotides. RefSeq names its product ST6 N-acetylgalactosaminide alpha-2,6-sialyltransferase 1 (gene ST6GALNAC1). The record is from RefSeq and is a predicted model, not a curated record. Lineage: Eukaryota; Metazoa; Chordata; Mammalia; Chiroptera; Pteropodidae. Gene Ontology annotation, molecular function: alpha-N-acetylgalactosaminide alpha-2,6-sialyltransferase activity.